Messenger RNA from Nilaparvata lugens (brown planthopper), 5899 nucleotides. Its product is annotated as protein unc-13 homolog B-like. The coding region runs from base 70 to 486 and encodes 138 amino acids. The record is from RefSeq and is a predicted model, not a curated record. Gene Ontology annotation, biological process: neuromuscular junction development; dense core granule priming; synaptic vesicle maturation. NCBI's taxonomy places the organism in Eukaryota, Metazoa, Arthropoda, Insecta, Hemiptera, Delphacidae. The transcript is spliced from 2 exons. Gene Ontology annotation, cellular component: presynaptic active zone cytoplasmic component; terminal bouton; synaptic vesicle membrane. Gene Ontology annotation, molecular function: diacylglycerol binding; syntaxin-1 binding; calmodulin binding.
CUUAUUAAUUUCACUGUUCUGUGAAUUACAGUGGUGGCAGCUAACGACCUGAAAUGGAUCACGACGGGUAUGUUCCGGCCGUUCGUCGAGGUCAACCUGAUCGGACCCCAACUUGCCGACAAAAAGCGCAAACAGUCGACCAAAACACGGUCGAACAACUGGUCGCCCAAGUUCAACGAGUCGUUCCACUUCAUAAUUGGCAACGAGGAACAGUUAGAGUGCUUCGAGCUGCACAUCUGCAUCAAGGACUACUGCUUCGCCAGGGAUGACCGACUUGUCGGUGUCGCCGUUUUGCAGCUCAGGAACAUCGUCGAUCAGGGUUCGUGUGCCACAUGGCUGUCCCUAGGCAAGCGCAUCCAAAUGGACGAGACCGGUUGGACGAUUCUGCGCAUUCUGUCACAACGCACCAAUGACGAGGUGGCCAAAGAAUUUGUCAAACUGAAAUCGGACAUCAGACAAGAGAAUCCCAUCCCACCGGUCUCGUGAGAUGAAACUCAUUCACUGGUAUACGGCUGAAAACAACUCAAUGAUUAACUAGUUUUUUUCGAAUGGUAUCAUUUAACUAUAGUGAGGUCCACGUUAUAAUGUCAGUGAAUAAAGAUAGAAGAACAGCGUUGCCUGUCCUCUGCCUUAAUUAAUUAUAUAUUCAUACAUUAUCAAAAACAGAUUUGGCAUCGUUGCGGAGCUGGAAAAAGAUAGUACUACCUGCUUUGUCAAAUGAUAGACAAGGAUAGCAACAUCAAAGUUUAUCAAAUACUGUCAUUAUAACGUGGACCUCACUCUAGUUGUAUGAAAAUCUGGAAAUGAAGUGGCUCAAACCAGUUUCAAGAAACUUGUAUUUACAAUUAUUGUAUCCUCUAACUAGUUCUAUGAGAAUUUGAAAAUCAAGUGGAUCAAAUCAGUUUCAAGAGAAAAUUUGUUUUUUAAAUUGUCUUACUUAAGUUGCCUUAUAAAGCCUAGUACAGUUCGGAUGCUGUAGCUUUGUCUAUUAGUGGAGGGCCACUAGACUAUAAUGCUACCCAAACAAAAACAUGCAACAUUUUUGAAUAUGUAUCUUUCCAUAAGAAGCAUUAUGCUCUUCUGUACCGUCGCAAUAGCAACGUGUUGUAUCCGAAAAGAUACACAUUUAAAGCUCAACAGUUGCUUGCUACUUGCUAGCCAACAGUAGACUGCCAACUGAUCUGUUGCAUCUGUACAGCAUCGUAUCAGAUCUCAACAUGAGGUAUCUCUGUGUGUAGAGAGCUUCCUUCAAGGAAUGUCUCUAGGGAGCUUCCUCUAUUUAGGGAUUCAGGUACUCUGGAGCGUAUGUAAUAUUAUGUUCUUGAAACAAGAGGAAAAUUUCCCCGCGAAUUUGCCUAUAAUGUCGUUUCAAAGUCACGGAGGCAGAGCUACGGACGCGUACUGUACACACUGGGAGAUUUAUGUUGCGCGAUUUUGUUAUUAUUGGUGGUUGCAUAUUGAGUUUAGAUUGUGUAGCCUACUUCAGUACCGUGGUAGGUUGACUUGUUUUGUUCCUUGAAAAUAACUUUUUCCUCUACCUACUGUCUAAAGAGCCUACUUUACUCCCUGAAACAUAAUACUGAAGUGUCACUUUUUUCUCUCGGUAGAAAAAACAGAAAAACUCCCUAGAGCAUAAAAGUAACUCCAUUUGAAUAGCAUGAGAAGCAUCUCUAUUUCAAAAUCUUGCAUUUGAAAUAGAUUAGAAGGUCUAAGCUCAGAUGAGGAAGCAUAUAGAGUAGUCAUUAAACCAACUAAAUUCAAUACCUCAACCAGACAUUUGAUCAAUAUAUGAAAUAUAUAUUUCAUGCUAAAAUUAUCACAAACUUCAUAUCAGUAUACUAUAAAAAUGUAUAAAUAUUUUUUUAUAUUCCAUGUUAUUCAAAAUACCAACCAACGAAUAUUCCUCAUCAACUAAUCAAAUUUGAAACAGGAUAUUCAUCAUAGUGUUGUAGUCGAGUCGGCGGCCAUUGUUGUUACAACUUUUUCCGACAGAUAGCGCUGUCGGCGGUGAACUGUGUGAUCACAAGACAGCUGUUUAAUUUUCGAGUUAUGUUGUAACACAUUUUACUGGUCACGUAAUUUUUAACAAAUUAUUUUAUUUGCAGUUUUUAUAAAAAUGUUGUGUACAUCAGGAGUAGAAAAUGUUUUUUCUCCCUCAGGAAAAUUGUUGCCCUCGGCUUCGCCGCGGGUCAAACUUUUCCCUCAGGGAGAAAAAAAAUACUUUUCACUCUAGAUAGCUUAUACAAAUAACUAUUGAUUACCUAACCCAGUGGAAUGAGUUGAGGCUCAACCCCUAUCCCAAUCGAAUACCAACUUUGCCAGAUUGUGUUGAAUUGAGACUUUCUCAUUCAUGCAAGGCAAUGUCACUACACUGCUCUCAAAACUGCCAAGAUUUCAGUAACCUUGUUUGUGCGUUCUUGGCUUGACAGCUUUCUUCAAUCUUCAACCUCUCUCCUUCUGCUCUUUCUUCUUUCUCUCAAUUAUCAGUCCAACACAUCACGCUAUUUCCUCUUAUCAUCAUUCCUUCAUUCAUCCAUUUGAAAAAAAAACACAAUUAGGGAGAACGAAACUCAGGAUACCUUGUACUAUUUCUCUCCCAAAUUCACAUAGCUUAAUAUUGACAAAAUCCGAAAUAAGGCUAUCUCAGGUUUCACAAAAUGUUCAGUCCAAAAAUAGUCAAGCAGACCACUUUUUCGAAUAAGGAUUUUCCAAAUACCAAUAUUAUAAUUGAAAUACCAUUCUGUUAUCUUUAGAAAAGAAAAUAUUCACUUAUUAGAGAAAAUUUCGAGCCAGAACCGAAAAACGAACUUACUCCUAGAAACACAACUCAAAUCAUUCCAUUUUCUCAAUUCAUAUUCUUUCGGGUUGAUUUUCAAUUGUAUAUUAUCUCUUAUAGUUGAAGAAUUUGAGAACAUUCCAGUGUCCACGUCAGAGCUUUUCAGACUAGCUGUCAACAAAGUUAUAAUUUCCAGGAUGAUGCUAACAUUCAGGCACCAGAAGAAGAAUGAUCUCUUAUGGAUUUAUUCCAUUGAGGUUUGGUUAUGAAAGCAUACAUCUUCUGAUUUUGUAUUUAGUUAUAUAAUUUCCACUUAUGUACUCUAUCUAAUAUCCUCUAAUUUAGUUGGCUAUAGCAUUUAAUAUUGUGAUGAUGCAACUCUUCCCUACACACAGACUUCGGCAAAUACAUGGAAUAUUUAAGUUCUCAGUUAUGUUUGAAUAAUCCCUGUGAUUUUAAAAUUGAUUAAUUCGAACUCUAGCCUUGCAAGAUAGUGUGGAAUCUCGACCUUCCCAUGUGAGUCACUUUGAAUAUAUUCAAAUUAUAUAUGGAUAUAUUUAUAUUCAUUUGCUGAAUAUAUUCAAUGUGACACUUUUACAGGGUUCCAUUAAAUCUAGUAAUCCCCAUAAUAUUUGGUUAGCUGGAAGUUCAAGUCUUCACUUAUUCCAUUUAGGCUAUAUGCUAUAUCCACAUAGAAUAGAAUACACUUUAUUGAUCAAAAAAUAUACGUAUAACAUAUACAUGGAUCUCGUCACGUCGGUCAGGUACAAAGGAAAGUGAUAGACAUUCACAUAGAUGUAGUAACUCAUCUAAGUAGGCUACGGUACAAUAUAAAACAAUGUCAGAUAACAUGAAGCAGCAUAAGAUAACAUGAAAAAACUUGGCCAUAUCAAGACUACUUUACAAUUAAUUUAUUAUGUGGUAACAAAUUCGCUGCUGAGGUAUUCCUCUAAUGUAUAGAGCACCCUAGUUAUUAGUAGCUCCUUCACUUUUUUCUUGAACAUAUCUUUUGGAAGUUUAUUUUUUGGGCAGUUUAUUGAACAGUACGAACUGUUGAUAUUUAUGGAUCUUGUGGGAUUUGUGCAGUCUUAUGGUGGGCUUUACCAAAUCGAACUUUUUCCUGGUAUCAUGUUCAUGAGAUUCAGAUUGUUUAAUAAAGUAUUUUUCAUUUUCUUCCAUGAAAACCACAUUGCUGUAAAUGUACAUGUUAGCCAGGGUCGAUUCGUUGAAUUUCAAUCCCCCUAUGCAUCGCAUAGCCUUCUUCUGCCAUAAAAACACUAUGGACUAUCAACCAUUUGUUGAUUUUUUGUGUUCUAUUUUGUAGAGCCACCUCAAAUACCUAACUUUGAGAACCCGCUUUUGGGAAGCCUUCUCAAUUAUUACACAUGUAUACUUCCAAAGAAGGUGACUGUUCAAUAAUCUGGUUGCGUUUUUCGAAUUAAUCUCUUUGCUCUUAUUUUGUAUAGUUUCAUGAGGAGUGGAGUCAAUGUAUUGAGUCAUUUGAACUGAGUCUGAACUGUCAAACUGGAACUGUGGGUGGAGAACUAUUUGUAUAAUUUCAUAACUCAGUGCAUUUAAAUUUAGAUGAGUUUGAAUCAUUGCAAAGGAACUAUUUUCAUGAAGUGUCAACUAGUUUUGUCUAGUUCCAUACGAGAUUUGAAAUCAAUGCAUUUUCUUGAAACGAGUUUGAAUCAAUUCAAAAAAGGAACUAGUUCUGUAAGCUAUUUUGCUUCCAUUGUGUAACCAUAUUUUGUAUUAAACUAGUUCCACAACAUCCAUAUGUGCUUAUUCAAUUGUGGUUUCCAUAGCUGUAUUAAUUAUCGUUAUAUGACAAUAUUUGAAGAGUGUGUAAAUUGAUUCUACUCUGUAAUGUUCAUGAAUGGAGUGUGAAAAUUUAUAAAUAAAAAUCCAUCUUUGUAUAGCGGUCAAUAUCGUUUUUAGGCUAUUUUUGUAAAAACACAAUCUUUGACUUGAAUGAAUAGCUUAGAGAAGUAAUAUUAUGGUAUUCGGUAAUAUUAAUCAUGUAAUAUGACCCCCCCCCCCAAUGUUGUAUAGAAGCAAUUAUCAAUAUUGUUCAAAUGUGCAAAACUAGUCUGAUCAAGGAACAGCUUGCCUUAAGCUGAUUGAAGAGUAUUUCUUUGAUGGAACUUAGCAGAACCUACUCUCUCUUGUAUCAUACUGCCAAGUUACAUAAAUCGGACUUUAGGAUCUUGCUUGACAAUUAUUGCAAUGUCUUUUCUAAUUUUAUGUGUUGAAUCCAGGCUAUUUUCGAGUGAUUCGAGCAUCAACCAUCAGUCCAAUGCCCGGUCUCUAUGACACUUAUUUAGUUCAAAUGACCAUUGAAUCUAUAGGUUGAAUGAUGAAUUAAAUCUGAUAGAUGUUCUUGCAGCUAAGUUAUCUCUUGAAACUUGAACAUGUCUCUAUAAAUACAUUUCAAUUGUAUUGUAUUGUAGUGUCCGUUGUCUGUUGCAAAAGUAAGGGAUAAAUCUUUCCCUACCAACAUUGUGAAUUGAUUUCAUCAAUUUUUUCAUGAAGUCAUUAUGAAUAAGUACUGAGCGAAGUAGCAUGCAUAUCGAGUUUAAGUUUUUGUAUAUUAUUCAGUAACUAUUAGAUUGGAUAGGAGUGCCCACCCUUAAAUAUUCCAAAUUUUAUUUUAGUAACAGCCCCCCGAUUACAGUCGGUUUUUUAAACACUGUUAACCUUUUUUCGGACCAUCCAAGAAUUGUUUAUGAACUGUGAAACCUACCAAGAAUUUCAAUGAUGCUGUACGCGUCUUAUCCACGUGGGUGGACUUUCUAUUUGGACCUUGGUGGCGGGGAAGGCCAAGGAUGAGGUGGAGAGACAGAGUGGAGGCUGAUCUGCAGGAGAGGGGUUUGAUUGAUUGAUUGAUUGAGUACUUUAUUUAUGUAGAUUACAAUAUAUAUCACAAUAUAAUAUAGGGUUUGGAGACACGGGGAGGAGAUGGACAUUAUAUUGUUGAGGGGACGGCUGGAAGAGGAAAAUGCCGCCCCAUAUGAUUGGGGGGAAUCUGCAACUUGCGCCCAGCGGUCAGAAUGUGUUUGGCCACUCACAGAUUGAACGUAACAAAGUGAACGUCCGUGACGUCAUCACGAGUGAUGUCAU